Messenger RNA from Brassica napus (rape), 2408 nucleotides. Its product is annotated as precursor of CEP9. Gene Ontology annotation, cellular component: extracellular region. Gene Ontology annotation, biological process: root development; regulation of root development; regulation of leaf morphogenesis. The transcript has a single exon. NCBI's taxonomy places the organism in Eukaryota, Viridiplantae, Streptophyta, Magnoliopsida, Brassicales, Brassicaceae. The record is from RefSeq and is a predicted model, not a curated record. Gene Ontology annotation, molecular function: hormone activity. Bases 792 to 1367 code for a protein of 191 amino acids.
UCCAAUUUGCAAGCAAAUAUACUUUACAAAAAAUCAGAAUACAAAUAAGUGCUGUACAUUCAACAAUGGACCACUAUGAGAGCUUUAGGGCCGGCUUUGUUAUAUUGUAUGUUUCACCUUCAACAGAGAUAACAAUCGACCAAUAUUUUGGAAUCUCCUUUAACACAUACAAUAUUCAUCGUUCAUUGAUAGUCUAUUAUAGCAUUUUUUUCCAUUUUAGUCUACACGAGCAACAAAAUAUGAACGAGUGUCCCACUUGUUUGUUCCCAAAGGAAAGACAAAUCUAUUACGGUAUGUAUUUAUGUGAAUGGAGAACUCACAAGAAUGUCUAUUUCCUGUAAAUGAAUAAGAUUUUGCGUAGCUAGUUAAACGACAAAUAUAAAGCAGAUGAUAAAUUUUUUAAUGAAAUUAUUUUGUCAAUAUGAGAUAGAAUUGAACUGUAACAUUCAAAAUGUCGAUUUACUAACAGCUUGCUACAUUUGCAUGACACUAUUAUAUUUAAAUAUAUUUUAGAACAGAACCCUUCAAACAAUUUAAGACGGUCUUGGAAUUAUUAUAUGAAUACUUUAUGGUGUAAAUUAAAUCACUACUAUUAUGUUGAUAAAUAGACGGUCGAAAAGCAAUCAAUGUGGCCAUUGUCCACACAUUUUAAAUUCAACAAACGGCGGCAUAACCAAUCUCAUGUCCCUAUAAAUACAGUAUCUUGGGGGCAUUCUUACUCCAUAUUUCCAGCACAACUACUCAUAUAUACAAACUCCUAUAAACCUUAGUUCUAUUUCCUAAAAAAAAAAAUGAAGCUAUUGGCUGUCAUUGUGACCAAUAUCAUCAUCUUGAUAAUAUUUGACCAAGCACCGAUCACCACUGAAGCAAGAAAGUUGAGGAAAACAAUCGGCCAAGACCAUUUCAAAGCUGGAUCUACGGGUCAAUUUGUGCGUGCUUCUCCAGGAAACAAACCUGGCAUAGGACAUAAAAAAGAUAAUGCAAAUGUUGAAGGGUUUCAAGGUGACUUCAAGCCCACGGAAGGAAGAAAGUUGCAGAAAACUAACGGUAAAGAUAAUUUCAAACCCGGGGUUACAGACGAUUUUGCACCCACUGCUCCAGGAAACAGUCCAGGGGUGGGGCAUAAGAAAGCGCAUGCAAAUGUUAAGGGGUUUAAAGAUGACUUCAAGCCCAAGGAAGGGAAAAUGUUUGAGAAAAUGAACGAUCAAUAUCAUUUAAAAACCGGAACUACCGACGACUUCGCACCUACUUCUCCGGGAAACAGUCCCGGUAUGGGUCAUAAGAAAGGAGAUGACUUCAAGCCUACGACACCAGGACACAGCCCCGGAAUUGGCCAUGCCGUCAAGAAUGAUGAGCCUAAAGCUUAACUGUAUCUUCAUUUUAUACAUUAUUUUACGAUACUAUUUUAAAUUUGCUAGAAGAUUAUUAAUAUUGUGAUGGAUUCAUAAUUCUAGAUCAUGAACAAAAAUACGGUUAUUAAUUGUUUCUUAAAAUCUAAAUUAUAUUGAUAUUGUAUGCGUUUAUAAUAUGUUGAUAUUGUAGUUUUUUACAGCGUGUUGAUAUUAUAAUUGAUAAUGAAUAUUUAGUAAUUGUUAUAUCCGACGUAAUGUUGGUAUAGAAUAAUAUUUUUGCCACCAUGGUAGAUAUAUACUUCAACGGUACGUGAAAUGAAGGCCUUGACUGCUGAGAUAUUCGAAAACAAUGAAUUGUAGAAGAUUAGUAUUAUUAGCACGUCCAUCUUGUUAUACACACUUAAAUAGGAGUUUAAACAGGGUCAACAAAGCUAUAAUAAAUGGAUGGUCUAAAGAUUUUCAAAUUGGGGAAACGAACUGCUCUUUGGCAUAAUAUAGAUUAAAUAUAUUUCUUUUGAAAAUAUAUACCAUUUUGGUUUAAGAAAACAACACAUUCGUAGCAGAAGUGAGCAUGUAUCUUUAGGCCUAAUCUGACUUCUAAAUUUUGCAGUUAUUUUGUUAAUUUUUGUUGCCGUGGCCAAGAAGUUGGUGCAUCAUAUAUGAUAUGUACUUGUACUUGUACAUUUUUCUGUUUGAUUUUUUUAUAGUGCUUGUGCUGUUGUGCAGUAAUCUCACGAUGGGGGAGACUUAGAAAGACAUCUUAAAAAGUAAAAUCAUAAUUAUAAGCCAUAGUUAUCGAAACUUUGUUUGAACGGGAUUCAGUCGACUAAGAUGAAAGAAGUCAGAAAUGGGAUGACUAAAGACAUUUUAUUUAGAUUUAGUCUGAAGGGCUGCAAGAGUGACAGGAAAAUAAAAGAGCAACAAGAUCGAAGAGUAACAAGAUCAGAGAGAUCGCCUAAAAACCCUAGAUCUAGCCACUUGGUCUGUUCAAUGGUCCAAAAGUCCUCUCCUUCUUGCUUCCCUUUCACCUUUUAUAGGACUCCUGCCCUUGAUGCC